Messenger RNA from Diorhabda sublineata, 13274 nucleotides. Its product is annotated as serine-enriched protein. Gene Ontology annotation, molecular function: protein binding. The record is from RefSeq and is a predicted model, not a curated record. Lineage: Eukaryota; Metazoa; Arthropoda; Insecta; Coleoptera; Chrysomelidae. Bases 128 to 1270 code for a protein of 380 amino acids. The transcript is spliced from 9 exons.
GUCAAAUGAUAUUACUAAAAACACCUGCUGCUAAUUGAUUUAUUUUGUUAGAAAUUGAUGUGAUUAGGAAAAGUGAUUACUGAAAUAAAAUUUACGUUUGGUGGAUAAUGAGAAAUUGUUUCAGCGGAUGCCGGACAACCUUAUUAUACCUAUUAACUACAUCGUAAUGGCGGAAGCCGAACCUGACCUUAGUACCUUUGAAAAUAAAACCGGCCUAGCCGAAGACAUGAAAUUCCUAGCCUCCAUGCCAGAACUUUGUGAUGUUACCUUCCUUGUAGGAGAUACCCGAGAACCUGUAUGUGCUGUCAAAGCUGUCCUCGCAGCCAGAUCCCGUGUCUUCCAUAAAAUGCUAUACCAGGCACCUAGUCCUCAACGUAGAAAGGAUCCACCCCCAAGAGAGAACAAACUUCGUUUGUUUCUAAAACGGUCUUCUGAACCUCUGCUCAAUUUACAAAAUGCAUCUCAAUCCAGAGGCUUCACCCAGCAGCUGGCACCUAUCCAAGAGCCUACUUCUCAACAACAUCAAACACUGAUAAUUGAGGAAUUUGAACCUGAUGUUUUCCGACAACUGAUAGAGUACAUUCAUACAGGAUGUGUUACUCUACAACCCAGGACUCUAUUAGGUGUAAUGAAUGCCGCAGAUUAUUAUGGUUUGGACGAAUUGAGAAGGGCUUGUGCUGGAUUCGUACAAUGCUGUAUUAAUGUUGACACCGUAUGUGCUCUUUUAGCUUCGGCAGAGCGAUACAUACAGUACAAAUGUACAAAAUCAUUGGUACAAAAGGUUUUAGAAUUCGUGGACGAGCAUGGAAACGAAGUAUUAAAUUUGGGGUCAUUCACACUUUUACCCCAACAUGUGGUGAGGCUUAUUUUAGCAAGAGAAGAACUACAAGCAGAUGAAUUCACCAAAUUUCAGGCUGCACUUAUGUGGGGUAAGAAGUACUGCGACAAUAAUCCAAGUACGAGUAUAAAAGAAGUGGUCGGAAAUUUUUUAGAAUACAUCCAGUUUCACAAAAUACCCACUAAUGUUCUAAUGCGAGAAAUAUACCCUUUAGGAUUACUUCCCCAGAGUCUAUUCGUGAAUGCUUUGGCAUAUCAGGCAGACCCAACAAGUGUCGACCCUGGAAAACUCUCUCCAAAUCGGGUAAGACGUCAGACGCAAGGCCGUUCAAUGUCAGUUCAGAGCUCCGAUCCAUAUGGCUCUAAUACGACAUUGAGUAGUAGCCAAUCCAGUGAACUAGCUUCAUCAGACGGAAAGCAUUCUUCCAACUAACAUAAGGCCACUGUUGCGCCCGCUCCCCCGCCUACAAUAUCUGUAUCACCAUCUCCAAAACAUCAACCCAUCCCACCUCCAACUGUUACCAUCAGUUCUUCAUCACCUUCCCCGCAAUCAUCUCCUGCUCAUUCUUUUACUUUCACUAUUGUUUUAAAGAAAGUAACACCGAAGGAAACUUCAACUUGAGAUAAUAAAGUAUAAUUUGGUUUAUUUAACCUGUUCAAUCAAAACAAGAAUGACAAUCUAAAUCAUACGAAUAAUUGGAGGAUGGAUGCUUUGUAAUACGAUACGUUAUGGUACUAAGUUAAAUUCUAUGUUAACUUAUUUCAAGAAAUUGUAAAGAAAUCUGGCGACUUUGCUCAAAUGUUAUAACCACCGUGGGAUAAGUUUAGAUGAGACAGGGUGCUUUUACGUGGUAGUAGAACUUUCUUAUAUAACCUAAAAGUUUCUACCAUCCCCACAAGUAUCAUCCUUCUAAUUAUGAUUAAGUUUUGUUAAAUAAUUUCUGACGUUUUAAUAUGUUGUAUUCAGAUUGAGAUCUAAAUUUUUCGUAUUUAUUUAUCAAAUAAUUAGUGUUAAAGUGAGGAAGUUCUAAUUUAUUUGAAAAAAAUUUCGAUACUUUUCAAUUAUAAUGUUUUCUACAGUAACUGAAAGAAAAACACAUUUGUUGCUGUGUGUAAAUUCUGCAAUUUUUCUUUUCAGUACUUAAAUAAUUAAAAAUACAAAUAGUGGGAAUGAUGGUGGUAUUUUUAGACGAUAUGACCCCACUACACAGACAGCAAUUCGAAAAUAGAAUAUACCAAGAAUUUUGCGUGAUCUUCUAGUUAUGAAUCCCUCGACGAGAAAAUACCGAGUUUCUUAAUUGUGGGGAUAUUAUUAAAAUCUAUUUUUCCCCGAAAAUGAUCCAUUAUUUUUUCAAUUAAAGUGCACUAAUCGAUUUCGCCAAUCCAAAUUUGACAGGAAACAUUUUUAUUUUAAGAAAAAUGCCUUUGGUUUUACAAUUAAACUAAAAUCAGUACUUUUUGUCGUUGUUGUUGUUUCUCAUACAUUUAGUUUAUGAACAAUUUUUUCACUAAAGCGCUAACUGUAUAAUCGUCUGCCUUAAGCAGGACAGGACGUGCACUGAAUCGACUCCGCUCGGUCGGAUCGGAAAAGAACGGUCGGCAUUUUUUGAUGUACUUGUAUUUAAAUGUAUUAUUAAAGUCCCACUGUUAUGCCAAUAAAUGGUUCCAAGCCUCAACGGCGGCAUCGUAGGCAGUGAUGUAAUGCUUCGACAGAGAAUGCCGAAGGGGGCAAAACUGCCGAACAUUCCGAAAAUAUUUUAAAUUCAGGUUCAAAUUGCAGAGCUAUUUGACGAAAUUUCAAUAGACAUGUUGAGGAAAUAUUUUGACCUGUAUGAUCCAUGAGACAACAUAAUUUACGUCCCGCUUUUCAAAUGGUAAUAGCUCACAAAAGUGAAAAAAUUUUCUUCGUCGUUAAGUAAAUCUGGAAAUGAUGAUGAAGAAACUCUUAACUAGUUUUUCUCGUGUGGUUAAUAUAUGAAUCCAGAAUCUUGGUCUACGCUAUUACAUUUAUUCGCAUACUAAUGAAAUUUCAGCAUCUUCAUCAGAUUAUAAUGAGCUUGAACUAAUUUGGAUAAAUUAUAAUUUGUGUGAUUUCCUAAGUAAGCAAAGAACAAUUGAUUAAGAGACCCUCAACAACAACACACAUCGAUUAAGUUUAUUUAAAAAUAUUAUAAAGGAUUAUGCAAAAAGGGACUAAAUACACGGUGGCUGCACAUUGGUUAGUUUUUGUUUACUACAAUGUCAAAAAUUAAUAGAAUUUGUUUUAUUACUACCAAUAUUAUUGAUCUUGUUUCAUAAUUCCUCCAUUAUCAAUAACAGCAUUAAAUGCUCAACUAGAAGAAUAAUAUAUUAAAUAUUUAGAGAACUGGAUACAAUGAUUGUUUCUAUUUAAAAUUUGUCUGUAUAAAUAAAUAUUGAUAAUCAUUUUACAUCUAAAUCUUGAUGUUUAAUAAUCUUUUUAAAAUGAAUUUUAAAUAUUUAACCAAAUUUGUAUUUAGAAAUCGGUAACAUUUAUGACUAAUACACGUCUAAAUCUGUUUCCCCUAGAGUUAUUAAACAAAAAAUAAGAUUUCUAACUAGUGGAUAUCUAUUGCAAACAAAGGAGUUUUAUGUUUCAUGUUUGUUUACAAUCCUAAUAAGAGUAGUAAAAAUCACAGCGUUAUGAUUCAACAAAAAAAAAGUAUCAUACUUAGAAUAUUCCUGUAAAUUGUAACAUUCUAAUGAAAAGCUACAGUCUAACUUUUAAGGAAAAUCCAUAAAAAAAUCAGCUAGAGACAGUUCCGAACUGCCAGGCCAUAGAAUAUCUUCUCUACACGAGACCAAUUUGUUUGUAAACAUUUCUUUAGCCUAAACUAUCCACUAUAUUGCUGUUUUAUUGUUAUUACCAUCAAAAUGAUGAAACUGCGGUCGAAAAAAAAAACAUUUCCACAUAUUCUACGUAUUUUCAAAAUUACGGACCUUUUAUCCCUUUAAAGAUAUUGGCGUCUAAGCCGUCACUUUUGUAGAAAGCAAAAGUCUUUGAUAUUUUAAUUUAUGGUUUUCACCGCUCCAAAAUCUUCAAUUUUGUUUUUUGACAUGCCCAUUUACGUACGAGUUGCUUCGUCCGAGAGGAAAAUAUUAUUAAAUUUGCCAGGACGCUUGAACAUCGUAUAUAAAAUUAUUUUCUUUCAAUUUGUGUACUAACUGUAUCUUAAAAGGAUGCAGUUGUUCGGGUUAUUUACCGAAGUCUCUCAACGCCAGCAUAUUUACAACCAUAGGAACGUCGGCGUCGCGUCGUUUCUUGUGCUAUGGCACGAUACACAUAUAAUAAAUGCAUGUGUGUAUCGUGGGCUACGGCUUCGUCGUUUCUCCUGCUCCUAGACGCUCCUAGACGGCGAAUAAUAGCAUUUUUUGUAAUAUAUAUUCUCUCGUGAAGGGAUCUGAAGAACCGUGCAAGAGCAGUUCCCACUUCUCUCCCGCGGUAAACCGCUUAAAAAAGGAAAAAUGGAAAAGGGGAAAAGAUGUUAGAGUAUUAAAUUGGUUUCACACAGAUGUACAAUCAUUAUAGGCAAUAAUCGGCUGUCAUAAAUAAAAUGAGUAAAUUGAAUUGAAAUUUUCGUCAUAUCUAUUUAGAUUGAUUUCGAUAUUAUGCUGAUUCUGUUCAAGUUGAAAUUUCGUAUGUUUUUAAAAGAAUGAGCACAAUUAUUAUCCAUGCUGUAGAACUAAAUGUUUCGCUCAUUCGAAGCAUUGUUUAACAAAUUUUCUAUAUCAAUAAAGAUUUCUUUUAAUCAACCAAUUUCAAUUUGAUCAAAAUUAAAUUUAGUAGUUAUUGGGUUACAGGGUUAUUCACAGUAUGACAUUUUUGUACCCAAUAGGAUUCAAAAUAAAAAAACAUCAGUUCUAUAGUUUUUAGAAAAUUACAUAAGAGCGUUAAUUAAUUAUCAGUCUGUAUCAAGUUUAGACUCUAAUUAAAAAUCAGAAAAUAAUAGUAAAAAAAAGGAUUUCAACGAUAAUACACAUCUUAUAUGAAAUUGGAUGAAAAAUUUUUGAAUUUCUGUAAGAUCCAUUAAUUUUGUCUCUUAAUAUUAAUUUAUAAAAAUUUUUAGGCACUGAAUAUAUGUUUAUUUUUGAUUAAAUUUAAUGCGGUUUUCGAUCAACAGUAGAUAAUUAUAAUCAUAAUGUAAGCUAAGCAGUAAAUCCAAAUAUGGAGAAAAAGCAGUCAGCUCUUAUGUAUGCAUAAUUUUUUAUUAAUUUUUAAUUAUUAUAAUAACUGCAAUCAAGUUUGAUUAUUACACUCGUGAAAUAAUAUAGAAAAACCACGGUAAUGCCUAACUAUGGUAUCAUCAUCAAGAAGGUAGUACCGGUAAUUUUAAUACUUAUUCAAGUUGACGUAUGUUUUAAAUAUUUUAUUUAAAAAAUUAAAAAAUUGAUUAAAAAAAUUGAGAUAUAUCUAAUUGAAGAUUGGUAAGUACCAAUAUACCAAUAUUUACAGUAGCAAACCGUGAUUAACAAAUUUAGAUGGUCUGAAAUUUUUCCAAAAGAAAACAUACUAUUCAGAAGGUUUUAUCGACGUCCGUCCUGAACUUAUAGAUUGAUACAGGAGAUAAAUAAGAAUCACCAAGCACUAUUUAUGUAUUUACCAAGGUCUAUACUACACUUUACUUAUAUUGUCCUUGAAGAAAAUUUGCAAUGCUCCAAUUUCCAAAAAAGCAGAUUUAACACUUCCAGUAACGACUUUACUUUUUUCGUUCGAACAAUUACAAAAUUUCUUGGUAUUCAUUAAGUUGAAAACAACCAUACUGCAAUCAACACACUCUAUUCUAGCAUAUUGUUAUUUGGUUCAAACCGCCCUAACAAACUAACUCGUAACCUAACCAUCGUAUUGAGCGUUUCGUUGUACAAAAACUUCUUCAGUUCCAUCACGCGAUUGUUUUAGCACGCCGGUACUAACAUAGGUCAUCGUAUGUCAUGGCGUAGAACACGUUCGUGUGUCCCGGAUGAAGAAUAAUAGUGCAAAGCGUGAUUCGAUUCUUGAUUUUUUUAAAAUUUCUCUAGCACUACAGCGCUAAUACACUAGCCGUACCAGAUGGUACAUAAAUUUUAUAAUUAAUUUUCAUAAUUUCUCGACUGUUUGGAUUUACAUACUUAGCUUUUCACGGAUUAUUGUAUUGUAACUAUUAAUACGUGUUACUUCCUAUUAUGAUGUUUCAUCAUACCAAUCACCUCAUUAAUCAAUCACUAAUAUUAAGAAAAAUCGUCAAAUAUUGUUGUUUACCUUGAAUUUCUAGUAUAACGUCCUAGCUCCCCCAAAGUGGUCCAAAUGUAUUUGGAAAUGACUAUAUAGCCAUAUUAUCAAAUAUUUUAUAGAUAAAAAUUAUAUUUAUAGUAACAGUAAAUAGGAUACAUGUGAAUUUAUUACGAUCUAUACAACAAACAUUUUGAAAUGUUGAUUAAUUUAUGUGACAAAAAAUAUUUUAAUGAAUUAUUUGCAACUAUUCUCUCAAUGUUAUAUCCUGUAGGAAAGAGAUAACGUGCUUUGAAAAGUAGGUAAUGUUACAUCCUCACAAAAUGGUAUUUUUUAAUUUGAGGCGGUUUCGUGUAAAAGCAUUAAUAAUUUCUAGUAAUGCACUAGUAAACUCUACAUUUAUACAAAAAUAUUGAUGAAAUUUCGGGAGAGAAAACAAAUCAAAAAUAGUUUCAAUUAAAUAUGCAAAUGGUUUGUUCAAAAAAACAUUAAUUUCUAUGAUUUUAUUUGUCAUAUUGGCAAUUUUUCUCACAAUGACUCAACAUUUUACGUUCGGUAACAAAAAAACGUUAUAAAUAAAUUAAAUCUUCAAAUUUCUUUCUGUUUAAAGCUAUAAUAACACUUUCACCACCAGCGACGAAGUUUGUGCAUCAGCAUAUUUGAAUAUGGUUAUACAGAAACAAAACUGCUUUACAAUUUAAGAACGAAAUUUUAUUCAAGGAAUCGGAACCGGAAGAAGAUAUAGGAAACGAAAAAGAAAAUGAGGAUCUCAUACAGGAACAAAUUGAUAAAGAAAUCUUAGAACAGACAGCAGGGCACAGGGAGCGUGAUAUCCCUUAUAAUGGAAUUCUAUUAUAGAGAGAUAUCACUUCUUUAUGUGGUGUACAAAAUUUUGGCUAAAGUUGUGGGAAACAGAGUCAACGAGAUAGUCGGCGAAUACCAGUGAAGGAGGUAUCAAGAAAGAGGUAUCAAGAAAGGAAGACCAACAACAGAUCAGAUAUAUACCAUUAAGACGAUCAUGGAUGAAAGCUAUGAGCAAAAUCUGGGCAUUCAAAGUAUGUUUAUAGAUUUUCAACAGGCUUAUGACACACUAGAUAGAAAUUAUCUGUAUGCUGCCUUUAAUCUACUAAGAAUCCCGAAAAAAAUUGUUAGUUAGUCAAGGUGACACUCAUACAGUGGAGUAACGCCUGAUGGAAUUGUAUCAGUUAAAUUUAGGGUUGAAAAAAACAAGGAGAUCCAUUAUCAACAGUGGCUUUUAAUAUGGUCUGGGAAAAAAUUUCACGAGAUAGCAAGAUAAAAAGGACAUGGCUCAAUGGUCCCUAUAUACAGUAGACAAUUGCAUAUGCAGACGAUUAAGCUUUAAUAACCAGAAUAACCUGAGAAAUUGAAAGAGCACUCUAUGAAAUAGAAGAGGCUGCAAAAAAUUAUGGGUUGAAUACAUAGAGAUUAAAACGGAAAAGGACAAGAAAUAUAAUAUAGAAGAAGUUUGUGAAUUCAAAUACCUGGGAACUAAAUCCGUGGGAUCAUUAAGUAAAUUGAUAAAAUGAAAGGAGACCAGCCAAAAUUAGAAUAUACCGAACAAUAAUACGACCAACAGUUACGUUCGGUGGUGAAACAUGGGUUGUAACAAUGAGUGAAGAAACAAAACUGGUUGUAUGGGAUAGAAAGGUGUUGAGGGAAAUUUUGGGGGGAAACAAGUGAAGGACUAUGAAGAAGAACUAACGAAGAACUGAAGGAUUUGUAUAAAUACCAAUCAAUAACAAGAUACAUAAAAACCCAAACAGUGAAAUGGAUUGAGCAUAAUAAAAGGAUGUCGGGAAAUAGCUUUGCAAAAUUGAAGCGCAAAAGUACAAAAUCGCAACCUGUGGAGAGGAAACGUGAAAUGAGUUGAGGACCGAUGAGAAAAGAAAAAUAAGUAAGGGGCCUCAAAGGCCUGUAGUAUUGUAAAUUAUGAGAUAAUAUAUUAGAAUUGAAUACUGCAUUACCAAAUUCCCAACAUAAAUUUUCAAUUUCAAAUUAGGGUUAACCUCUCCUAAUUCAAAAACCGAUUAAAAGUCGCCUACUUCAAGAACAUAUUCGUACUAAGAAAUAUAUUAGAAAUUAUGUACAUUCAAGUAUCAAGAGAAGUAACAAAGUGGCGCAAUUAGUAACAUUGUGGCUUUUUUCAGAAAUAACUAGUGAAUAGAAUAUUCAACACGAAAACAAAAAGAAAAUGGUAAUAAUUCGAGAUUUUACUUUUAUAACUAUUCUUUGUACUUUGCAUAACAGAAUAGAUAUAAAUACACAAACAAAAUUUCAAAAAUAAAAUUUUUAAGUAAAACAUCUUUAUUUUUGUGGGAACUAACCUAAAAAAACAAUAGAAGUUUAUUUUUAUACAAGCAACUUUUGAGUAAUAUGUCACUAGAAAUAGAUAUUAAAUUUUUUCAAAGAUCCAGCAAGUUUUUAGUAUUUGUCUCAUUGCGUCUUGUUUAUUAAACUUCAAUACCAGAACUAAAGUUUCCAUCAGAGACUUGCUAGAAGAAUAUUAAUUAGAAUUUGCUUAAAAUAACCAACUUGGUGAUGAAACUUGGAGCAAGAUAUAUCCAGGCUAAAUAGUCAUUGUUCAACCUACAACAAUUAUUACCAAAUGCCCAACAUUCCUCUAUGUGUAUUCCUCUUCUAAUUUCUACUUGUAUAGGCGCAACAGUGGUAAAUGUGGUGACUGUAGUUGAUAUUGAUUUAAUGUUGUAAUUUAUGUCCAAUUGGCUUAAGAGAGUUCUUAUUACAAUCAACCGAUGAUUCAAUAUAUAAAUUUUAAUAGGAAACUUAAGAAAUCUCAAUUCGUAAUUGAUUUGUACUCGUAUACUAUGCAAAAUCAAGGGCAAAAAUGUGUAAACGAAAUUUUAUCUCUUAAUUUAAUUUUGUGGAACAAAUAAAAAGUAACUAGCUUUUACCCUCGGCUUCGCUCGCAUCGAAUUCAUUAAAUAAGUAUCAGAAAUCAUUAUAAUAGAAAAGAACGAACUCUGUAGCUAUAUUAGAACCUGAGAUAUAGAUCUUUGAAUGUAGAAGAAUUGCCAAAAACCUACAAAAAUCCAUAACUCCACAUUGAAUGUCCGCGCCUAGCUCCUCUCCAACUCAACCGAUUCAAGUGUUUAAAAACUCAAAAGAAAGAAGGUGUUUCAGCGAGUGUUCUUAAACCAAAACGAAGUCUCUAUCUUGAAUAGAACCUGAGAUAUUGAGGAUAGAACGUGUGUAUGUGAAAAACUCCCAUAAGUAAUGUACAGGGAGAAAUCGCAUUUGAGUAUAACUUGAGAAUGGCGAAAAUUAGAUGAAAUCCGAUGGUUGAUGCUGAUCUGUGCAUCAAUACAAAAAAAAAAUUAAGCAAAUCGGUUGGGUAGAACGCCUGAACGGACUCGGAAUGGAAAUCAUCAAUUUUUUUAAUAUAUAAGAUUGAGAAAACAAUUUUCAAAACUUUUUUGAGAUACUAAAUAUUCUGUCUCUACAAUUUCUGUAAUGCAGUUACUUGUUAUUCUUAUAAUGAUGUACAAACACUAAAUAUGAAAUUUUUUCAAAAUAAUCUAUUAUCUUGAAAUAUAAUAAUUCUCUAAGUAUCCCUUCAAGUUCAAGGUAAUAUUUUUAUUAAAUGACUGACAUAGGAACUACCAUCUUGAAUUGAAACAUGACCAACUGCUUGCUUGAUUUAUCUUCAAUUAUUUUGAUAUAAAUUUCCUAAGAUUAACAUUUCAAACUUUAAUAACCACAAAUCUCUAAUGGCAGUUGGUAUUUUCAAACUAAUUCAAACACCAAACAGACAGUUUUUGAAGUUCGAUUUUGAAUGAAUCAAUCAAGACAUACUGUCACUGUCAUGUUAUAUCGAAAAUACUGGUGCAAAACAAAAGGAAAUGCUUCGCUCUUCACCCAAAAUUGUACAUGGUAAAAAAAGUCGCUGCAUUGAUCAAGCAUCUGAUGCUACAUUUUCUCGAGAUAAUUUUUAUAAGGCGAAGAUCUGAAUUUGUCUCUCAAGCUAAAGUUCUACCAAAACGUAAAGCUUUCAAAAACAUAAAAAUUUGAGUCUGACAUUUUUUAGCCUGGAGAUUUGUAUAUAUUAUAUUUGUAAUAAAUAUGUAACAAAUCUCCAGGCUAAAAACUUUAUGUAAGUUCAUUGUAUACUAUAUUGGGUAAGUUGCUGUUUAUCUGCUCGCACAAAUUUUUCAUUGUAUUGUGAGAUCCAAAAGGAAUCGUUAUUUAUGCUAACAUAUACAAUAUUUAUUAAAUCACAUUCGUAAAAGACAAAUAAAAAACUGACGAGAAAUUCAUCUUUAUUUCAAAGUGUUAUCCAAUCGAUCGCCUAUCUAAUAGUUGAUAAAUUUAAUGAAAAAAGUGUAUUGAAUAGUCAUAAGUUAUAGAGUGUAUCAUAAAUAAAGCUAUUCGUUUCAUGAUCGUGAUUCUGAUCAAACAUUUUUAAUCAAAGAACUCUUUCAAGCUAAUAUUAGUGUGAUUAUACAUGUCAUAUAGGUAUACCGAUCAGCUUAUACAAAUAUCGUGAACGUUAAAUUGAUUUUCACCAGAGUAAAAUCUGUGUGAAAAUGGGUUUACAUUCCUUUUUGUAUUUAUGUGCAAAAAAAUAGUCAAAUAUAACAGACUGUAUAUUUCAAAUGAUUCGAGUGCGAUUAUCAAAAUCGUUCCAAAUAAGCUCCUUAAACUUGAAAAAACAACAGAAAAAUGUGUUAAUAGUUCUUUCAAAAUCAAUAAGAGUGCAGAUAACCUUGAUCAGAAAACCUUUACUCAUCUCACAACAUUUCAAAAAUGAUGAUAAAAAUUUCAAAUUUAUUUUGUUUAUUCUAUUUUAUUCAAUAUAAUCCAUAACUAACAAUUUUAAUACUACAAUUAAAGUCAUAAUUCAUAAUCUUCGUGCUAUUUUAAAAAUACCCUUAUUGGCCAGAAUUAUUUUUCACAUUAAUUACAUUAAUUUAUUAAAAAUGAUAUUUGAUGAUUAAUGAAUUGAGCUGAAACUAUUUACAUGGCCUCCUAAUAUUUAACAAUUUAAUAACCAAUGCUUUCUCACAAUGAAUUUGGUGCAAAAGUAUUUAAUUAAACAACUUCAUUUAUACUGAGGAAAUAUUUAAAAAAUUCUUUGCAAUAAUCAGCAAAUAUUGAAAUAAUUGUGUCCGGCAUUUCCACCCAAAUGUCCGGCCAAACUGGCUAGUCUCUAUUGAACUUUUUUAAAUUAAUUUCAUAUAUUUAUAAUUUUGGUUUUAAGUAAUGAAAAAAUUCAGUUAUUUGGAUUAUGAAGGUAGUUCAUUGUAAUAAGACGCAUUAUCUAACGCGAGAACACCACCAGUAGGUAAAGUUGGAAUGAGUUUUUUAUGCAUUCCUCAAACUGCCACUCCUCUUCUCCUCAGGAAUGGGGUAGUAGCAAAACAUCUAUCAGAACGAAUGUCAACCAGUGGAGAUGCAUUCUUUCUGUUUUGCAGUUCAUUCACCAACAGUCAACUUUCUGAUCAUUUCUGAUUUUUUUAUUAUAAAAUAGUUAUUGAUUCUUGUUAAAGAAUCCAAAAAUCAUUUACCAUAGUUAGAAGUGAACUACAGUGUAGUGACGAAUUCGAACGUCUACCUUGAGAGGCAUUUCUCUAAUUAAUUUAGUUAAUUUACGUUUUUAAUGAUAAAUUGAUAUUAAACCAAUUUCUACGGCUUCUAAAAUAUCUUUUAGAUUCAAACGAAUAAAUAUUUUGAAGCCGUAUUGGAUUGUUUGGGACUUCAUUGAACCUGGUUUAGUCAGAGAUGUUAUCUGCUGGGUAUAUAAUCGACAUGAACUAUAUAUUCUCCAAUCUAUUUUAAAGAUGUACAAUUUACUACACAUAUGAAGUGUAUGAGAGUAUUAGGAAUUUUCAACGUAUACUGGUAUACUUUGACAAAUACAGGAAUUAAUGUGACAUAGCCACGCCCAUCAAUGCGCGUUACUAUAUGAUGGUAGUAGGGAUUAGUACGGUCCAUCAGGCCACUAUACUUGCCUACUAUUGUCUAUUUUAUUGUGGGGAACAGAAUUUACUACUUUGAUUAUUUUCCGUACUAAUUCAUUAAGCGUAUAACCAUCUUUGUUAUCCGAAUACUUUCUUAUUUUAACUUCGUGCCUGUCGUACGUUUCUCGACAUUCACUUCUGUAUUUGCCAAACUGUACAUACAGUUAUUGUCAAUUUGUUAAAAUACAAUACAACAUUAUUAAUCAUAGUUUUCAAUCAAAUGAAAUAUGCAGUCUAUAAACUCUUAUUUAGUGUUUAUGAACUGACUCAUAGGCUAGAAUUUUCAAGAAAGUAGUGAGACUCUUAAAGCAGACUGAAAAAAAAAAUAUUUUUUCAUUAUACUCUUCUACUUUUCUAAACUGUAGAUGUAGAUGUAAUGUGAAUGCGGUAAAAUGUAUUUGCACAUGGGUAUUAAAAGUGGUGGUAUAAUUUAAUAAUUUCUCUCAAUAGUUGGGUUAACUUCGACCAAAAAAUAAAAGUGAAGACAAAUAAAUUUACAACAAGCUGAAAAUCAGUAAAAUUAUUCGAAAUAUAUAAAAUGUUUGAAUUCCUCGCCAUUCUCAUAUACGGAACAGUUUUUACUGAAAAUCAAAGAUCAAAAAAUAAGUUUCUUGAGUUUUUUCUGCAGCUGCAGAACGAUUUCGUCUCAGUUUAGCAGCAUCUUCAUCUUCUCAUAUCUUAUUUGAUUUAUCAAUUUCUAUUAGUCCAAAGAAUUUAAGAAACAAAACAAUAAUUUAUAGGAGAGGAGAAAUCGUGUUCUUAAUCAAAAAUGUAUCAAUGCCUAAUCAUUUUACUGAAUUCUUCAAUAAAUUCGGCCGAAACUUGCGGCUCAAUAACCUAACGAACCAUUCCCUUAUGGUAGUAAUAGACGGAUCUUUUUUUAGAAUGUGUGAUUUUGGAAAGCCCAUCAUUUUUCAGUUUAAGUGUUAAAAAAAUAUGUGAAUAAUAUUUUGAAAAAUUUGGCGCAAAACUUUCUUCACAUUCAUAAGAGAAAAUAUUAAAGAAGAGAAGAUUCACCAUUAUUCCUGUGCAGCUACGUUCAGAUUCCCUUAUGCAGCAAAUUUUACCGGAAACUAAAAGAUCUUUAGAAAUUUAGUAAAUUACUCACUUUUUUACUAUUGGGCGAGCGGUGAAUUAAACUAAACGUUGUGACCAUCGUAAUUUAAAAAAUGUGAGCUAAGAUGUUGUGUGAAUAAAUAUAUUUAUGUUAAUUA